GUCCGCUCUCGACAUGGCGCCGCUCAAACUGAAAAGAAGGCCGACCGUCACCAGGAAGUCCAAAAAGGGAGCUGGAUGGAAGUUCACCUUGGACCUGACCCACCCCGUGGAGGAUGGGAUCCUGGACUCUGCCAGCUUUGAAAGCUUCCUCAAAGAGAGGAUCAAGGUCAACGGCAAGACGGGGAACCUGGGCAGCGUGGUGCAGGUCGGCCGCCUGAAGAACAAGAUCAACGUCACCUCUGAGAAGCAGUUCUCCAAAAGGUACCUGAAGUACCUAACGAAGAAGUACCUGAAGAAGAACAACCUCCGUGACUGGCUGCGAGUCGUGGCGUCCGACAAGGAGACGUACGAGCUGCGCUACUUCCAGAUCAGCCAGGACGACGAGGAAGAGUCUGAGGCAGACGAGUGAAACGGCUGGAGAAAAUCACUUCAAUGCCUCGCGUGUGUUUGUUGGGCUGUUCUCCAAAAGUGGAACGUUCCACUUCUGAGUUAACGACGUGUGUGUGUGUUUCCGCUGCGAUCCAUCUCACCUUCAUGAAGGUUACAGCUCACCUGUCCUACAGGUGUUACUCGUCCUCAAUGUUGUCGUAUUAUGUCCACCCUCUCUCAAUUUAUAUGACGAAGCUGCAGGGGUUAAAAUGGCCAUUAUCGUUUUUUUCAUACUCAAAAUAUUUGUUUUUCGAAUUUUAAUAAUUAUUGUGUUUUUUUAUAUAUAUAUAAAUCAAAUUAAGUGAUUUAGCAA
This is a messenger RNA of Pseudoliparis swirei, 742 nucleotides long. It is a transcript of the gene rpl22l1, whose product is annotated as ribosomal protein L22-like 1. The record is from RefSeq and is a predicted model, not a curated record. Gene Ontology annotation, molecular function: structural constituent of ribosome; RNA binding. The coding region runs from base 14 to 409 and encodes 131 amino acids. The transcript is spliced from 4 exons. Lineage: Eukaryota; Metazoa; Chordata; Actinopteri; Perciformes; Liparidae. Gene Ontology annotation, biological process: cytoplasmic translation. Gene Ontology annotation, cellular component: ribosome.